This is a messenger RNA of Labrus mixtus (cuckoo wrasse), 2361 nucleotides long. RefSeq names its product zinc finger protein basonuclin-2-like. Bases 63 to 1982 code for a protein of 639 amino acids. NCBI's taxonomy places the organism in Eukaryota, Metazoa, Chordata, Actinopteri, Labriformes, Labridae. Gene Ontology annotation, biological process: regulation of DNA-templated transcription. The record is from RefSeq and is a predicted model, not a curated record. Gene Ontology annotation, cellular component: nucleus. The transcript is spliced from 7 exons.
AAAAUACGACUCAAAAAUCUUCUGAUGUUUUACAGAAAUAAUCUCCUCCUCUAGAUAUGAGGAUGACCCCGGACACCGAGGAGUCUCUCAGGUGUUCAGCGUCGUCCUGCAGCUGUUUGAGCUUCAAAGCAGGAAGUGUCCAGCUCAGGUCGUGUGGUAUCUGUGGACACAGCUGGGUGGCUCAUGCCUGUCAGAAGCUCCAGCAUCAGGCCCGGCCGCCCUCCAGCUGUGGCCCAGUGGAGGUGGCUCUUCCUGGGCUGGUGUUGGACCUGAGCUCCCUGGUCUUAUACGGAGCUCAGGCCGUCCCUGUUCGCUUAAAGAUUCUUCUGGACCGCCUCUACAGCGUCCUGACUCCAGAGCAGGUGGAGCACAUCCUGCACACACUGGGCUGGAGUCUGGGGGAUUACGUUAGAGGAUACAUGCUGCAGUUCCCCGUUGGGAAGGUGUUGGACCGCUGGUUGAUGGUGACUCAGGAGGAGGAGCUUCUGAUCCUCAGACAGUUCCUUCGCUUUGGUGAGACCCGCCCCAUCGUCGAGUUAAUGACCCUUCACUUCCUGGAACCAACAACCAACAUCAGCACCUUCAUCGGACGAGACGCUGGACCUGCAGGAGAGAAGAACAGAAGAGGGUCUUUAGGUUCAGACGUCUGUCGCUUCAAGAAAAACAACCAGACUGACCACCAGAACGUUCCAGACAGACUCUCUCUGCUCCUGCCGUUCCACUUUCCAAACUCCAGCUUCCACCUUCCCACCAAGGACCUCGAUCCUCAAAGUAAAGUUACAUUUCUAUGGAAGUCAAACGACUCCAAACCGUCUGAAAGAAACAACCAGGAGAGAAGAAGAGAAGAAGAGAAACAUCAGAUCAUAAAGAUCAAAUCUGACCCCGACAAGCCGAACCUCUCCCGAUCAGCAGGACAUCAGAAACCCUGGUUCCAAACUGACAAGGAUCUUCAGAGGAGCAUCUCCAAACCAGAGACCACCUCGUCCCCCUCCCCCUCCAAAGACUCCUCCUUCUUUUCUGUCCCCUCCCCCAAGUUUACCCAGAAGUACCCGGGCUCCUCCUCCCUCAGUCCUCUACCCUCCUUCUCUUCCUCCUUCCUCUGCUCUCUUCCUACCUCCUCCUUCCCUCCUUCCCUCCAUCCUCCCCCCUCUCCCCUCUGCACCCUCCCUUCUCUCUCGCCUGCAGGAAGUAGAAAGGGGAGGGUCUGCUGUGGCGUUUGUGGGAAAAGCUUCUACGACAAAGGAACCCUGAAGAUCCACUACAACGCGGUCCACUUGAAGAUCAAACAUCGCUGCACGGUGGCGGGCUGCACCAUGGUGUUCAGCUCGCUGCGAAGCCGGAACCGACACAGCGCCAACGCGAACCCGCGGUUACACACAGGGACAGGAAGAGACGCUAACGGCAUCAGAAACAUCAACAAGGAGACACGCUCGAGCACGCUCUCUGACUCACUGACGCACAGAGACACAAACACACAAACCUGCAGGAAAACAGAGACCAGCAACGACCUCUGGAAGCAUGACGACGCCCACUCGCUCAGAGAGGAAGUGAAACAUGGUUCAAACCCCCAACAAGACGACGUACGACCUCGUUUCAGAGCCCCUCCCCCUCCCCCUCAGACUCUGAGCUCAGAUUCCAGCUUCACCCUGAUCGACUCCACCAACAGAUCUUACCCACACACCCAGGCUCCGCCCCCUCCUCCACUCCUCCCAGGUCAUGUAGCCUCCUCCCUCUCCCCCCUGGUGUCACCGGUGAACUCUGAGCGCUGUCACAGUUUUCUCCUUCACCACAACAAGCACCCUGCCUCCAUCACCAGUAAACCUGCACCGCUUCACGACGCUGACCCAGAAGAAAAACAAAACAAGCUGACCAGUGAGCAGCGGCGGUGGGCUUCAGGUGACCUCCUCCCAAAGAAGAAGCCGAGGAAGUCGAGCAUGCCGGUUAAAAUAGAAAGAGAGAGAAAAGAAGAAAAAGAAUCGUGAAGAUCUGCAGCGUUCAGAGAGAAACUUGUUUUCAAAGAGACUCAUUCUGAUUCGUCCUGACUGUAAUCCACGUUAACUUUACUAAAUGAUUUAUUCAGAAGUUAAACACAGAUAUAGAACAUGGACGUUGUUUUAAUCUUUUUGAGGCUCUAUAAAAAUAUAUUGAAGUUUCCAAACCUUAUCAGUAAAAACAUUUUUGAAAUGUCAGAUAAAAAGUCUGAUCUGUAUAUUGUGUAUGCUGCUCCUGUGCAGUGGCUCCCCCUUCUGUUCACACUCUGUAACUGCAAUAAAAACUAUCAUCACAUUCUUAUAUUUACCAACCUGGGGUUUGAAAUGCUGGACUUUAGGAUGGGAAAGUAGAACAUGUAGUAAUCAUCAA